AUGGGACCGUUGCCGCCGCAGAACAGACCCUUGUCAUUCGCUGCUUUGAAAGCGAAGAAGGCCCCUCCCAAGAUUACCACAAAGAUCGUCACUGUGAAUGCACAUGCGAAGACGGCGAUGAAGCCUCAGCCAUCCGUUCCGUCCACCAAGCCUUCGGUCGCGCAAAAACCUGUCUCUAACGGAACCCCACACGUAGGAAAUGGAUAUCGCAAGUCAAGCACGCCGGCUUCAAUACCUUCGAGACAAACAAGCCGCGAGCCACUGGAAAGGGUGAAGCAAGAAAAACAAAGCCGAACAAAACGAUCGUCUCCCGCGGUCUCCACCCCGAGACUGACGAGUUCAGAUGAAGAAAGCGAGGCAGACGAGGACCAACCUAGAAAGCGACUUCGACUCGAUCAGACCGGAAGAAUAGACGAAAAACGGCGAGUUCGGGAUCUUGGGUCAUUUUCUGAAGAAGAUAGUGGUGUCUUCUCCAUGGUGCAUGCGCUGGACAUUGCGAACAGCUGCAUCAUCGAGCAGGGGAGAGACAAGUACGAAGCAUUUUUCACGGCUCUGGAAGGAGAUGAGGAUGAAUGUCCAACAAUCGAGCUGCAAUAUCCUAGUGCGUUACAAUGCGAGAAGUAUCAGCUGGUCAGGCCGACGGAUUCCUCAGAUUUCAAACCUUUGGAUGAGAUAGAAGCCAACAUGAAAAUCGUGGCGGAGUACUAUCUCGACAAUGUUUCAGCAAGCAAGGUCACAAGCGAGGAAGACGGCUCGGGGCUUAUCCAAAUGUUGCACCGUCAGGCCACUUUAGGUUUGAAGGGACGAGUUGGUGCCCAGUCCAGAUAUAUUGGCGUGGUCGAAAAGUAUAAUGAGUUGGUUGCGGAGAAGCGCAGGGAUGGCACGAUCGCAAAGAAACUAGACGAGAUGGCCCGUGUUGAUCUCAAGCUCGUCGAGCAUAUUAUUAAGAACCAGGUCUACGCUCGCACUGUGUCGCCUCAGGUCAAUCUUGUCAGACACUACGAGAGCUUUUCCGACAACGUCUACGGAGAGCUCCUGCCCAAGUUUCUGAGCCGCAUCUUCAAAGAGACGAAAUUGGAAUCCGAUCAGAUCUUUAUCGACCUCGGUUCAGGUGUUGGUAACUGCGUCCUUCAGGCAGCACUAGAGACCGGAUGUGAAUCUUGGGGCUGCGAGGUCAUGGACAAUCCUAAUGCGUUGGCUCAGCUUCAGGCAGAGGAAUUCCCUGCUCGGUGUCGCCUGUGGGGGAUCAAACCCGGCGAAGUCCACCUAAUUCAUGGAGACUUCCUGAAGAAUGAACAAGUCCGGCAGGUGUUAAAGAAGGCAGACGUUAUCCUCGUCAAUAACCAGGCAUUCACAGCUGAAUUGAAUGACAAGCUGAAAUAUGUGUUCUUGGACCUGAAAGAAGGAUGCCAAAUUGUCAGCCUCAAGCCAUUCCGCAGCCCGGCGCAUAAAAUCAAGGAUUCGAACGUCAACGACCCUGUCAAUGUGCUUGCAGUCAUGGAGAAGGAUCGUUGGAGCGGCAUGGUCAGUUGGACGGAUGAUCCUGGAAAAUGGUAUCAUCAGCGUAAGGAUUCAAGGGAGUUGGAGGUCUUCGUCAAGAGCAUGGGAGGCUUGAAUUAG
Messenger RNA from Rhinocladiella mackenziei CBS 650.93, 1620 nucleotides. RefSeq lists its product as uncharacterized. Lineage: Eukaryota; Fungi; Ascomycota; Eurotiomycetes; Chaetothyriales; Herpotrichiellaceae. Gene Ontology annotation, cellular component: nucleosome; nucleus. The record is from RefSeq and is a predicted model, not a curated record. Gene Ontology annotation, biological process: DNA damage checkpoint signaling; DNA repair; subtelomeric heterochromatin formation. Bases 1 to 1620 code for a protein of 539 amino acids. The transcript has a single exon. Gene Ontology annotation, molecular function: histone H3K79 methyltransferase activity; histone binding.